GUGGGCGGGGCUCCGCGUUGUUGUGUGGCUCGUGUCAGUUUGUGUUGGAGCGCGCAGCGGCUCGCGCUUCAGUUUGGCGUUUUUUCGCUUGUUGGUUAGCCUCGUUAGCAUCGGCGUGUAAUUUACCUCAGAAAAGCGGUUUCGGGGUUGAAAACUCGAUUAAAAUCGAGGGAUAACUUCGCGAAAAAGACGAGUUUACGAGGAUUUUCUUGUUUUUGCAAGUUUAUCUCCUUUUCUCCACGGCAGGAGUGGCUCCUCCGCGCCUGGAGCGGCUCCUCAGAUCAGAUUUCACCGAGAAACCAGCUGCGAGCGGCGGCCACGGCUCGGUCCUCUCAGCGCUGAACCGUUUCUACUUCCAUUCUGUCCAUCUUUCUCUACUUUUCUCUGCAUUUUCCUCACUUUUUACCUUUUUAUAAGGGAGAAGAGUGUCCUGUUGGAAAAGGGGACGAAAGAAAGAAGAGAAAAGAGGCGAAAAAGAAGGAAAAAGAGGGAGGGAAAGAAGGAGAAAAGGAAAAGAAGAAAAAUCCUACACAGCCUCACAACUUCUCAUCCCUUCUUUUAUUUUUUUCUGAGGAGAAAAAUAAAGAAAUAAGAGAAUAAACGAAAUAAAAAAGACGAAAAUCCCAAAUCCCAGCUUUAUUCCACUGAUUCAAACGAAAAUAAAUUAAUAAAACAACCAAGAAACCCCCCCAAAACCCCCUAGAAAUCAGACCCAGAGACCACGGCCCAGGGAUGGACGAGCAGCCGCGGCUGAUGCACUCGCACGGCGUGGUGGGCAUGGCCGGGCACCCGGGCCUGGGGCAGCACAUGCCGGACGGCUCGGAGGGAGAAGGGCGCAAGCAAGACAUCGGAGACAUUUUACAGCAAAUUAUGACCAUUACUGACCAGAGUUUGGACGAAGCUCAGGCCAGGAAACACGCACUGAAUUGUCACAGAAUGAAACCUGCCCUAUUCAACGUCUUGUGUGAAAUUAAAGAGAAAACAGUGCUGAGCAUCCGCGGCGCUCAGGAGGAGGAGCCUCCGGACCCUCAGCUGAUGCGUCUGGAUAACAUGCUGCUGGCGGAGGGCGUGUCCGGACCGGAGAAGGGUGGCGGCUCUGCUGCUGCCGCUGCCGCCGCCGCUGCUGCCGGUGGAGCCGGCGCGGAUAAUUCGGCUGAGCAUUCCGAUUACAGAGCGAAACUUUCCCAGAUCCGCCAAAUCUACCACACAGAGCUGGAGAAAUACGAACAGGCGUGUAACGAGUUCACCACCCACGUGAUGAACCUCCUGCGUGAGCAGUCCCGCACGCGGCCGAUCUCGCCCAAAGAAAUCGAGCGCAUGGUCGGCAUCAUCCACCGCAAGUUCAGCUCCAUCCAGAUGCAGCUGAAGCAGAGCACCUGCGAAGCCGUCAUGAUCCUGCGCUCGCGCUUCCUCGACGCCAGACGAAAGAGGAGAAACUUUAACAAGCAGGCCACAGAGAUCCUGAAUGAAUAUUUCUACUCCCACCUCAGUAACCCGUAUCCCAGCGAGGAGGCCAAGGAGGAACUGGCCAAAAAAUGCUCCAUCACAGUCUCCCAGGUCUCCAACUGGUUUGGAAACAAGAGGAUCAGAUACAAGAAGAACAUCGGCAAAUUCCAGGAAGAAGCCAACAUGUACGCCGCCAAGACCGCCGUCACCGCGGCCAGCGCCUCCGCCCACGGCAGCCAAGCCAACUCACCGUCCACGCCCAACUCCGCCGGUUCUGCUGGCUCUUUUAACAUGUCAAACUCGGGGGAUUUGUUCAUGAGCGUUCAGUCUCUGAAUGGAGACUCGUACCAGGGGGGCCAGGUGGGCGCCAACAUUCAGUCACAGGUGGAUACCCUUCGCCAUGUUAUCAGUCAGGCCGGCGGGUACAGUGACGGCCUCGCCGCCAGUCAGAUCUACAGUCCGCAGGGCAUCAACGUGAACGGCGGCUGGCAGGACGCUCCCACUCCUUCCUCAGUGACUUCGCCCACAGAAGGACCCGGCAGCGUUCAUUCUGACACGUCCAACUGACAAUCUCCACUGACUAUUACCACACACACACCCCACACCACAUCACACACACCACACACUCUCCAAACUCUCCGAACUCACAGGACUCACCGCUACAUCUGGUUUGGGAUUAUAACACACACAUGCGUUCAUACCGCACCUCUCCUGCGCUACUGUGGAACACGGUGUUUCUAUAGGCGGCUCGGGGCGAAUCGCCUGCAGUUUAUGAGGCUUAUAUUGAGUGAUGGAACAAAAACAACCCUUAUAUUUCAAUUUUUAACAAUUUCAACGUUUCACAACGCUUCAUUCUACCUCUCAGAAAAAAAAAAAGAAAAAAUCAAUACAAUAAGAGCAAUCUUUGUGUUCUGAACGAAACUUUUAUCAGCAGACAGCACCUCUGCUUGCGUAUUGUGUUCAAGUGUUUUCAAAGCAAGGUACUUUUUAAGGUAUUUUUUAUUUUAGUUUGUUUUUCAGUACGUGGCAUCGCAUCUAGUGUGUUUUUUUUUUGUUCGUUUAUUUUAUAUAUAUAUAUAUAUAUUAUAUGUAUCACUGCAUAAGUACAGGACAUUGCUACUUUUACUUUUUGUUUGCCUUACAGUUUAUUACAAAAUAUGUUUUGCUUUAAUUAUAUUAUGCUCAUGAAAACUAAAACUUAACAGAAAAUUCAUGCAAAUUCCUCAUUUGCGUGAAUUUUGUUUGUUAUACCUACCUAGAUUUAUAACAUCACAAUCCAAACCCAUAGGCAUCAGUGUGGAGUCGGUCCCCCUUUUCCCAUUAAAUUCCCAUUAAUUUGCUAUGAACAAAAAAAAUCUUGCACAUAAAAGCAAUAAAAGCGCUUUUAUGACGUCCCAGUCUAAGCCCUUUGGGUUAAUGCACAUUAGUGUGGAGUCGGUCCCCCGUAGCAGCUAUGCUAUAUGGACAAAAGUCAUGGGACACAUACGCAUUCCACCUACGGGAGCUGUUAUGACGUCCAAUUUGAUUAUGUCUAAACCAGGGUUCCUGCAGGUCCUUAAAAAGUCUUAAAAUGUCUUAAAUUUUCUUAAAUUUACUGUAAAUUUGCUGUAGGUAUUACAUUUUCAGACUGUGCUGGUGGGAAAGCACAUUAGCAGCACAUUAGGGGCAAGUUAGCUAACAUUACCAGAAGGAAAACUAAGGUUAACCGAGAGCUAGCUAACCUUAGCAGUGAGCUAGCCAACAUACUAAAAAGUUAUCUAGCUACUAGCUAUUGCUGGAGAGAGAGUUAGGGUUAGCAGAGAGCUAGCUAACAUAGUAAGCAGUGAGUUAUGUAGCUACAUUACUGAGGAGAGAACUAAGGUAAGCGGAGAGCUAGCUAAGGUUAGUGUUUAGCUAUCUAACAUACUAACAUUUGCAGCAAGUUUUCUAGCUAAAUUACUGGGGAGAGAACUAAGGUUAGUGGAGAGCUAGCUAACAUGCUAACAUAACAUUAGCGGCAAGUUAGCUACGUUACAGGGAGAGAACUAAGGUUAGGGAAAAGCUGGCUAACAUAACAUUAGCAGCGAGUUAUGUAGCUACAUUACUGAGGAGAGAACUAAAGUUAGCCUACAUUUUUGGGUUUUAAAUUAUAUUUAUUGCGGCCUAAAAAAAGGUCUUAAAAGCAUUAAAUUUGACUUUUAAAAAUGGUGCAAGAACCCUGUACACUCAAUCAAUAAUAUGGAGUUGCAGCUGCAUUAUGUGAACAAAUGCAAAAAAAAAUUUAAAAAGGUAAAAUAUCUUUCUAACGAUUUGCGAAUCGAAUUGGAUUUGUAUUGGAUUUUAAUACCAAUACAAAUUGCUGGACGAUAUAUCCAAAAUUUAUAUUGGGAUAUAUAUUUCUUAAUUUUGGCCGAUACUAUACAAUCCCAACAUCGAUACGUACAUAAUCGUGCACUGAUAGAGCUGGACAAUAUAUCAGUAUUUAUCGAGUUUUGCACUGUUAAAAAAAAUCCUAUUAAAAUACAGUUUCAUGCAGAUUACAGUGAAUUUUAUUAAAUUAGAUUCUAUCUUAAAAGGUGCAUCCCAAUACUUUUCCAAUACUCUUUAAAUCUCUCCCUUAAGAAGGUGUUUUAAAAUCUAUUUGCCCAAAAUUGGCCAACUCUAUUGGUGAUCUAAAGCGCUGCCACUAUGAUAGGGAGAUCGCUGGUUUCGGAAUCCUGGUUAUGCAGCUUGCCAUCAGCUGCCGGAGCCCCAAGAGAGCACAGUUGGCCUUGCUCUCUCUCUGGGUGGGUACAGUACAGUAGAUGGCACUCUCAUUUCUUCUUUCCCCUCAUCACUCCUAGGGUGAUGUGGAUCAGCACAAGGCUGCAUCUGUGAGCUGAUGUAUAUAUAUCUGCCUAAGAUAUAACUAUUGAACAAGUUAUUGGAUACGUGUUAAAACAUUAAAAGUGCAUUACUCAAUACUCCAUUAUGAAAAAACAGGCUACACAUCCUCUAAACUCUCCACACUGAUGCAGAUUUAAUUUGCAGUCAUUUCCACUCUUAUUUGUUUGUUUUUCUGCGAUGCUGUCUGUACGUUGAGCCAUAACAGUGUGUAAGUCAGUGGAAACAUAACUAGUGGCGGAAAUGGCGGAAACAUUAAGUCAUUACGGUGCGUGUAAUGUCAUUUCCCCCGGCGUUCGCUCUCACUUCACAUCGCUUUCCUACGCCGGACUGUUUAUCACUCCUCCACCUCUGUAAGGGAAUGUAUUAUAAUAAUAAUAAUAAUCAUACCCCGCUCGACUGAAUAGAGACAGGUGCUGUCUGUAAUCUGAAUUAUGUGAAGAGAUAAAGAUAAAGAGAGAGAAAGAGAUGAAGAAAAGCCCCGAUACACUGAAAACAGGGCUGCACUGACUUUAUUUGACCUAAACGUGUUUUUUUUUGUAUUUUCAGAUAAAAUAUAAGGUAAAAUAAUAAUGUCUUAUUGUCUUAUUGACAAAAAGCAGAAUUAUUUAAUUCCCAUUAUAUCUAAAAUCUAAAAGCCUGCCCACAUGUUUAUUUCUGUGUAGAGUUUCUUCAGAAAUCUAAGGAAAAACAAGGGAUUGUCUGCGCAAUAAUAGAAAAAAAUGUUCUGCAUGGUAGAUUAAUAUGAGGAAAAAUAUAUGAAAUUACUUGAAUUUCUUGCCUCUUAACGUGUUUGAGAGCAUCAGUUGUAAAGUUGAAGUAAAGUAUUUGAAUUAAAUUAAAUAUUUGAGUAAUGUUCUAAUCCAUAUUAUGAGAAGCAAGAAAUACUCAACUAAAUAAAACUAAGAAUAAAAUACUGUAAGGAAAACAAGAAAAAAGAAAAGUAAAAAAAAAUAAUAAUAAAUGAAGAAUUUUAAGAAAUUUGAAAGUUUAUCCUCAAUUGCAGUCACUGCAAAGACAUUAAAAACCUUUAUGAUGGUGGAACUGGCACUAAUCAGGACCACCCCAGAAAAUGAAAUAGUAUUUUGAGUAUUUUGGUUUGUUUAACACUUCUAUCUGACUAUACAGAAACACAUUAGGAACCAUGUAGUAACUUAGAUCACUUAUUUAUUCAUCUACAAUAUAUAUAUAUAUAUAUAUAUAUAUAUAUAUAUAUAUAUAUAUAUAUAUAUAUAUAUAUAUAUAUAUAUAUAUAUAUAUAGGAAAAAAAUAAAGAAAAAGACUAAACAUUGAAUUUUUAGCGAAAUCGUCCAUAUUAGGGGUGGGCAAUAUGGCCCUAAAAUAAUAUCACGAUAUUUUAUAGUAUUUUCACAAUGACGAUACUCUUGGCGAUUUGACAAAACACUGAGUUUAAAUUCAAAAUAAAAAAUAUUUUUUAUUAUUGCAUACAAUAUAAUAUGGCACACCCCUAACUAUGAUAUAAAAAAAAAAUACAAGAAUUUUAUUUUAUCUUUUUUUUUUUUAAUCAUAUGAUCCAGAAUGUCAUAACACUAAUAACACUAACACUACAAAUAUUUCCAUAUAUCCAGGAUUAAAGUAAAAUAAAUGAUACUGAACAGAUAUGAUAUGUCUUUAGUAGAUAUAUAAUGGGAAAUAUAAUGCGAGAAUACUGUGAAUUUUUCUUUUACUGAAAACAGUAAAUAAGUAUACCCUCUCGAGUGUAUUAUUGCGAUUAUACCACAGUUAUUUUAUCCAUUAUCACUGUUUAUUGAAAGGUUGUAAAGAGUUAAAGAGGAGGAGAAAAUAGGAUCUGUAAGCGCUGCAUCAUUGCUAAGUUACCUAUGUAUGAGGCACAAUAAUACAUGGAGAGCUUCGGUAAUGGUGCAGUGCAUUACCGGCUGAUAAUGGUACUCAUAGAACGCCUCUUUGCCAAUCACAUCGCAGGGUCAGAACUAACUGUGGUAUAGUUUACACUAUAUAUAAACGCUAAUGUAAUUAUUACGACAGGCCCAAGCGUGCAACUGAGCAAUAUUUUGCUCUAUAAAACAUAGAAACUUUACUAAACCUAAGUUUAUUUUACUUUUUUUUUUAUUUAACUAUACGAAAGUGAUGCACACGUUUAAAUGAAGUAUCGAAUAAAUCAGUGCUGCUCUGUUUUCAGUGCAGUGUUAAUUCUAAUUAUUGCACAUUAUUGUACUACAUUUGUUUCUUGUUUAUUUGCUUUAUUUGUUCUUGUUUGUUCGUUUUGGGUUUUUUUGUAUUGCGAGACUUUUUGGGCAGCACUCACGAGCCUGAACACGCCCCCUUUUUGACUCGGCCAAUGGAAGCUGGGUCUCGAGUCGCGACGUUACGAUGUGUAAAGGAACAUGAUUUGCUAUCUUCUUGUUGUCUCCAUGUGUGCGAACAGACUGUGAGUGUAAAGUUUUAGAAACUGAGCAUGUCUCCUCCGCUGUGGAUUUGAGAAAACAGCCGAGUUACUGCUCUUAACCAAAACCCUUGUAUAAUAGCUGUAUAAGAAAACUGUAGUAUCACGCUUUUCACCUGUACAUCCAUUAUGAAUUAGUUCUUCUCAGUUUUAAUGUAGUAUUUUUAAUGUAAUACAGUGGAAAUUCCCAUUAUAACACUGCUUACUAGGGGUGUUACGAGAUAAACACGUUAAUAUUCAGUUAAUGUUCAUUUUCUUUUACAUUCUUUAUGGAUAAUUUGAUGGAUUUACUGAGAGAAUUGAAUUAUCGUUAUGAGUGUUUGAUUGAUUGUUUUAAAUCAAUAACUGUAUAUAAGCAUGGAUGUUUAAAAGUUCCAUUCCCUUCUAUUCUGUAGAAAUUAGAGAAAUAUUACGUCCGCCAUGUUGUUAAAUUUCAAUUUGCAACCAGAGCAAUCGUUUUUGUUCGCAGCCCAAGUGUCUCAGUGUCUCAGACUGCCUUCAUUGAGUUUUUAUCCACAUGGAAGCCUUUAAUGGCUUUCAGUUAACAGCUGUGCUGAACUCGUCAAGAGUUAACCACUUCAUAAGGUUUUAAGAGCUUCUGUUCUGUAGAAAAUAAAGAUAUAAUACGUCCGCCAUGUUGUUAAAUUCAAAUUUGCACCAGAGUCAAUCAGAAUCAGUGCAGUAGAGACCAAAAGAGGUGGAGCCAAACUCACCAAGACCAAUCAUUUGUUUUCCGCCCAAGCGUUUCAGUGUCUCAGACUGCCUUCAUUGAGUUUUCAUCAAAAUCAAAGCCUAAAAGAAUCAGAAACAGCAGAUUCACCUUUAAUGGCUUUUAGUUAACUAGUCAAGAAUUAACCAUUUAAUAAGGUUUUAAGAGCUUCUGUUCGGUAGAAAAUAAAGAUAUAAUACGUCCACCAUGUUGUUAAAUUCAAAUUCGCAACCAAACUCUUCUAGACCAAUCAUAUUUGUUCUCAGCCCAAGCAUCCCACUGUCUCAGACUGCCUUCAUUGAGUUUUCAUUGAGUGACAGCGCAGCCUAAAAGAACCAGAAACAGAGCAGAUUCCCCUUUAAUGGCUUUCAGUUAACAGCUGUGCUGAACUCAUCAAGAGUUAACCACUUAAUAAAGUUUUAAGAGCUUCUGUUCUGUAGAAAUUAGUCUACAAUUAGUCUGUAAGAAUUAUCUCUUUUUACAAAGAGAAGAUAAAAGAAUUAAAAAAAGAUUUAAAAAAAUGUUUUUAACACUAUUUGGACUCGGUCCAGAUCAGAAACAAACGUAAAUUUGAUGAGAACUCUAAACAAGACUAAGUACAAUUAGCUAAUACCAAGUCCAGCAAGUCUAGCUACGCUAAUGCUAGCUGACUGGCUAAAAGCUAAACUGGAAAAACUAAAAAGUGAAAAGAAUAUUGUAAAACCUGUUGUUGAAAUACUAUAUACACAACCAAUUAUACCAAUAUCAUGAACGAUAUAGUUUCCAUAGAAACAAAGCUGAAAUUUUGUCCGCCGUGUUUUUUUUUUUUUAACUUGCAACCAGAGCAUGUGCAGUAGAAAACAAAGGCGGAGCCAGAUUUGCCUAAUUAUUUGGUAGCCCUGCCCCCAGAAAAUGUGUGUUAGUAGAGCUCUGACUUAGAGACUUAGUACAAACACCACCGAGUAUACUAUGCUAACGUUAGCUAACUGGCUAACAGAUAAUUAGCUAGAUGCUAACGUUAGAAAAACGUUACCGAAAAAACUGCGAAGAACUUCGUAAUUACAUAGUUAAUAAGCCUGACAACUGGACGACAAUGAUUGGACUCUUCUAGCUGUCUAAGCUGGUCAAAUCACUUCAUUUCUAAGCGAAGCCACGCCCCCUUUUUAUGAUAAAGUAGAAUAAAUUUUAAACACUUUUACUAUUUCUGGGGGAAAUAAAACUAUUAUUUAUGGGAAUUGUUGGAACACUGGAGAUGAAAAGUGUAAAAAAGUUCAAAGGAUAAACAUGGUAAUAUUGCAACAAACUUGGGAUGGGCGGAGCUACAACACACGUCAUACUGCAACCAGCCAGCAGAGGCGCUAGAGCUGCAACAUGUCCAUGCUUUUAUACAGUUAUAGUUUUUUUUUUUUUAUUGGAUUUUAUAAAAGUAAGCCCUGUCUAACAGUUUAAACAUUUCUAGACGUUCAUUAAACACGUAAUUAAUCUGAUAUUAAUGCAGAAAUUAAAGGCAGCUGACUUACUGACUAAAGUUAAAACACCAAAUCAUCCUUUUAUUUUUAUUUUUUACUUUUUUUUUUAUUUCUUUUUUUUUAAACAGUGUAGAUUUAUAGAUACACUAUAAUAAAGUAGAUUCUGACGAAAUUUGGAAUGGUUUCACUGUUCGGUUAAAAAAAAUGUUAAAAAAAAAAAAAAGGACACAUGUAAAGUAAGAAAAAAUAAUAAUUGCAACUAAAGCUGCAUUUACACUUUGUGUGUAUUUAAAUUUAUUUAUCAUUGAAAGUUACUUGUUUGUGUUGAUUAUGCUUUCACUCAUUCUUGUUUUAGCGAUCGGACUUUAACCAGAAAAUAAAAGCAACGAGAAUAAAAGAACAAAAA
This is a messenger RNA of Astyanax mexicanus (Mexican tetra), 9296 nucleotides long. RefSeq names its product pre-B-cell leukemia homeobox 1a (gene pbx1a). The record is from RefSeq and is a predicted model, not a curated record. NCBI's taxonomy places the organism in Eukaryota, Metazoa, Chordata, Actinopteri, Characiformes, Acestrorhamphidae. Gene Ontology annotation, biological process: neuron development; embryonic organ development; brain development. The transcript is spliced from 9 exons. Gene Ontology annotation, cellular component: nucleus. The coding region runs from base 733 to 2013 and encodes 426 amino acids. Gene Ontology annotation, molecular function: DNA-binding transcription factor activity, RNA polymerase II-specific; RNA polymerase II cis-regulatory region sequence-specific DNA binding.